AUGCCGCAACCACGACAGAGGUCGUCAGACAUCUUCCGCACGGUACGUCCGGCGGUGCUCGGCAUCGGACGAAUUCUCACGCUCGGCUACUCGACUGUCUCGGCCGCACCGCUUUCGAUUCGAACUCACAAUGAAGAGCCUCCUCAGGCCGAGGGCAGUGCUCUUUGGGUGCUCUACAUAGUGUCCAUGGUGCUUGUCCUCGCUGGUGGUGCCUUUGCCGGCUUGACUAUUGCGUUGAUGGGCCAGGACAGCAUUUACCUCCAGGUUAUCUCGCAGGAUCGCGAAGAGCCCCAGCGCAAGAAUGCCAAGCGCGUGUACGACCUGCUCAAGAAGGGAAAGCACUGGGUUCUGGUGACACUCCUGCUGUCCAAUGUUAUCGUCAACGAAACGCUGCCCGUUGUGCUGGACAGGUGUUUUGGUGGCGGUGUUGCAGCCGUCGUUGGUAGUACCGUCUUGAUCGUCAUCUUCGGUGAAGUCCUGCCCCAGUCCAUUUGUGUCCGCUACGGCCUUCAGAUCGGUGGCUACAUGUCGAAACCCGUACUUAUGCUGAUGUGGGCAAUGUUCCCUAUCGCUUGGCCCACUGCCAAACUUCUGGACUGGCUCUUGGGCGAGGAUCAUGGCACAGUUUACAAGAAGAGCGGUCUCAAGACUUUGGUUACCCUGCAUCAAUCACUAGGCGAAGCCAGUGAGAGACUAAACGAAGAUGAGGUCACCAUCAUCAGCGCCGUCCUUGAUCUCAAGAGGAAGCCAGUUGAAGAAGUUAUGACGCCUAUGGACGAUGUUUUGAUUCUCUCAGAGGACACUAUCCUGGAUGAGAGGAUUACCACGCAAGUUUCAGAGGCAGGAUUCUCCCGCAUCCCCAUCCACAAGGCUGGCAACACGAAUGACUUUGUCGGGAUGCUACUCGUCAAGAUGCUCAUUACAUAUGAUCCUGAAGACGCCAAAAGAGUUAGAGACUUUGCUUUGGCUGCCCUGCCCGAAACUCGCCCGGAGACGAGCUGCUUGGAUAUCCUCAAUUUCUUCCAAGAGGGAAAGUCGCACAUGGUUAUGAUCUCUGAGUACCCCGGCGAAGCUCAUGGUGCGCUGGGAGUUGUGACGCUUGAGGAUGUUAUCGAGGAACUCAUUGGAGAGGAAAUUAUCGAUGAGUCGGAUGUCUAUGUUGAUGUUCACAAGGCGAUCCGUCGAAGCCAUCCUGCACCCAAGGCUCGAGUCCAGCGUAAAGAUGUCAUGGUUAAAGAUGCCGCUGUUAAGGAUGGAAAGUUGAUUGACCUAGAAGAGGACGCGGAUGAAGAAAGGGAACUGCAAAAGAGUCGCACUGCUUCUAUCAGCGGCCGCAAUGCGUCGCCAUCCAUCCUCUCUAGCAGCCCCAGGACUACUCUCCUUAUGCGACGCAGCUCCACUGGUCAAGAUGGCAAGCUAGUGCGCACCACUGUUCCAGUGAAGGCCAACUUUGACGAUCUGAAGGGUCAUUUGAAGCACCUCGGCCCGUCCAAUCCGGCCUCCAAUCCCAAGAGUACAAAGGUUACAUCGGUCAAGAUUAAGCCAGGUGGUGGCAACACACGUUCUGGGUCGGUAGCGACUGAAGCGCCUGAAAACGGUGACCUUAACGGCGUCAACGAGCGAACAAGUCUGCUUAGACCUGAGCAGAACGGCCAGUCAGGCGGAGACAAGAGCCCUUUUCCCAGCUACACGACGCCAUCCGAAUCACCCGCACCUGAAACCCAAGACCCGCCAAAGCUCCUGAUUACCCCCGACCCAGAGGAUCCCGGUAAAGAGCCCGCAGCUGAAAUCAAGACUGUUGCUAGUAAUGCGUCGUUGGCUGGCUCAUCCAAGAGCAUAGUCUCUACGAACGAUGCUAGCAUGUCGACAAUUGAACGGCAGCGCGCCAAGAGAGGUUAUGUGCGCAGUGGCAGUAUAACUGAAAUCGAGGUCAACACUGGCGGCGUCCGAAAAUUCGUUCUCGAGGCAACUAGCUCUGGUGAAGAUGAAGCGGCCGAGAGUAGCAAGACUAGUCCUACAUCGCCAUCAAAGCCUCUCCCAGCGGUAGAAGAAGACAAGCAAGCCGAGAACAAUGAUGCUGCAGAAGACGAAGCAGAGUCACCAAAGAUCGGCGGCCCAAGCCAGGGCCAGGGGCAGUCGUCUGGCAAGAAGAAGAACAAGAAAAAGAAGAAGAAGGGUGGCAAAUAA
This is a messenger RNA of Pestalotiopsis fici W106-1, 2187 nucleotides long. RefSeq lists its product as uncharacterized. Gene Ontology annotation, cellular component: intracellular membrane-bounded organelle. Gene Ontology annotation, biological process: magnesium ion homeostasis. The coding region runs from base 1 to 2187 and encodes 728 amino acids. The record is from RefSeq and is a predicted model, not a curated record. Lineage: Eukaryota; Fungi; Ascomycota; Sordariomycetes; Amphisphaeriales; Sporocadaceae. The transcript has 4 exons.